This is a messenger RNA of Rosa rugosa (rugosa rose), 1242 nucleotides long. RefSeq names its product protein WUSCHEL-like. Bases 466 to 1209 code for a protein of 247 amino acids. Gene Ontology annotation, molecular function: DNA-binding transcription factor activity; DNA binding. Gene Ontology annotation, biological process: plant organ development. NCBI's taxonomy places the organism in Eukaryota, Viridiplantae, Streptophyta, Magnoliopsida, Rosales, Rosaceae. The transcript is spliced from 2 exons. The record is from RefSeq and is a predicted model, not a curated record.
CGGCUACAGCUGUCUGCCACAGCGCCUCGAGAUUCCCUCGGUCCCCUUACACGCUCUCCACGCGCCAACAACUUUUCCGGGUUUCAGGGCGACUUUAAUCCAACGCGUAGAAUGAAUCACAGGAAUCGUCCAUCCAACGGUGGAGAUCUGCUCACCUCGCUCUAUAAAUAGGUGCAUUCUGAGGGCGCAACUGUUCACUCCAAAGGAACGAAAAUCUCUCCUGAGUUCCAGCCCCUCUCUCCCAACUCUUCAGCUUUCCUCUUCUUUCAAAACUCAAAACAUUUCUUCUUCGAUUCAAUCCUUCUCUUCUGAUCUUCUCUCCCAUCUAGUUGAUUCAAUCCCAUCUUUCCUCUGAACUUUCAGAUCUCCAACCCACCAUCAUCAUCCUUAAUCCCUUUAACAACAACUCCUUCAAACACUCGACAACUUUACUCUUCGAUCUUCACAUCCCCUCAACCCAUCACCAUGGAACCACGAACUCUGCAACUGAUGGAGCUACAAACCCAGCAACAAAUCGAGGAUGGAGGAAACAACCAAGCAGCCGGGAGUAGUGCCAACACAGAUUUCUGGCGAAGCCGUGCCAGGUGGGUUCCUACUCCAGAUCAAAUAAGGAUCCUCAAGGAUCUUUACUACGACAAGGGAGUUAAGUGCCCAACUACAGAGCACAUUCACGAGAUCUGUCUCCAGCUGAACCAGUAUGGACAUGUUGAGGGCAAGAACAUUUAUUUUUGGUUCCAGAAUGUCAGGGCUCGAGAGAAGCAGAUGAAGAGGUGCAAUCAGGCUGCUCAAGUGCCCAUGGGAACUAGUUCUCCUGGUACUGGUGGAUCCAUUGAUCUCAAUUUUGGGUCCACUGGUUCUACUGGUGCUGGUGGAUCCAUCGACAUCAAUUUUGGGCCAGCUGGUGGAUCCAUUGACAUCAAUUUUGGGUCCACUAGUUCUACUGGUGCUGGUGGAUCCAUUGAUCUCAAUUUUGGUUCCACUGCUUCUACUGGAGGACAAUCUUCCAUGGAACAACGAGGAGGAGUUCGCCAGGAGUUUGAAACUCUUCUUCUGUUCCCCGUGCACGGCGAGGACGUCUAUGGUAACCCGAAGACUACUUCCGAGGAAGGUAGCGCAUAUGAUUACUAUUUCGGUGGCUCAGGCGGUUACAACCGUGGAUCUCCAGUUUCUCUUGAGCUCAGCCUCAACCCAUCCGGAGCUACUGAUUAGGCUUAGUAUAGCGUAGUGCCAAUUUCCUUUUUG